Molecule: messenger RNA, 1417 nt
Organism: Drosophila subpulchrella
Lineage: Eukaryota; Metazoa; Arthropoda; Insecta; Diptera; Drosophilidae
Product: ubiquitin-conjugating enzyme E2 R2
Exons: 2
Coding region: 252-1268 (338 amino acids)
Biological process (GO): ubiquitin-dependent protein catabolic process; protein polyubiquitination
Molecular function (GO): ubiquitin conjugating enzyme activity
Source: RefSeq, a predicted model, not a curated record
CAAAUAUAGAAGUUUUUUUUUGUACCACACACAACUUGACCAGAAAUUGGACGAAAUUUUGCAGUUUCCCCCAGUAUCCAAAGCAGUCGAACAGUCAUCGCUUUUGUGACGUGCUCACCUUGAAUUCAUCAGCAGGCAGCAAGAUAUUGACCCUGCACAUAGACACACUCGCGGGCACAGAAAUAGCAGCCAUUCUUGCAGCCACACAUACAUAUUAACCCCCCCGGAACACAAGCACACAAAAUACUGACAUGUUUCGACGUUCGGAAAACUUUUUCACCAACAGAGCACGGCGACAACUGCAAGUGGGUGAACAAAUGACCACCGCCGCCUCCACAUCGCAGCAUGCGACAUCGUCCUCCACAAUGAUGGCGGGCUCAGGAUCCCUGUCUACCAGCGGAGCCACCCCCACGACCACGCCCAGCAGCUCGGCGGUCCGGGCCCUGGCCAUGGAGUACAAGUCGUUGCAAGAGGAGCCGGUGGAGGGAUUCCGCGUCAAGCUGAUCAACGACGACAAUCUGUUCGAAUGGGAGGUGGCCAUCUUCGGGCCACCGGACACCCUCUAUCAGGGCGGCUACUUCAAGGCGCACAUGAAGUUCCCGCACGACUACCCGUACUCACCGCCAUCCAUACGCUUCCUGACCAAGGUCUGGCAUCCGAAUGUCUACGAGAACGGGGAUCUGUGCAUAUCCAUACUGCAUCCGCCGGUGGACGAUCCGCAGAGCGGGGAGCUGCCCUGCGAGCGCUGGAAUCCCACGCAGAACGUGCGCACCAUCCUGCUGUCGGUCAUCUCGCUGCUCAACGAGCCCAACACAUUCUCGCCGGCGAAUGUGGACGCCUCGGUCAUGUACCGCCGAUGGCGGGACUCACAGGGUAAGGACAAUGAGUAUCCUAACAUCAUACGCAAACAGGCCUUGGCGGCCAAUGCCGAGGCCAAGCGGGAGGGCAUUGUGGUGCCGAUGACGCUGGAGGACUAUUGCCUGAAGCCCACGCGCAAGCCCACAACGGAAUCUGGCCUGGAUGCCAAUUUCUACGAUGAUGACUUCGAUCUGGAGACGGAGGACGAUCUGCCCUCUGAUGAUGACUUCGAUGAGGACGACGACGAUGAGGAUGAGGACGAGGAUGAGGACAGUGCCACGGCGUCGAUUAGCAAAAAUAAUGGCGGCAGCAGCAAGUGCAAGAACAACGGGCUGGGCAGGGAGGCGGCCGCCGCCGGUGCGGACGAUGCCGAGUCCGCCGACGACAGCGGCAAGGGCGAGACCACAUAAUGCAGCCAGGCCGGGGUCGCGUCAUCUCUUCCUCCCACUCCUGCCCUAGGCGGCGAGCCACCGCCUUUUCAUUUCUCCAACAUUAUUACUAUGAUUAAUGCUAAUUAUAAACGUUUCAAAACUAAACCGAACAACUGAGAACACAAUUA